CUCCCUCUCAGUCCGGUAUAGAUUGUGAGGGAAGCUCUGCAGCUCCAUCAGUCAGCAGCUCAGCAACUUCUGCACCUCAAGACCUUCAGACUCCAGCAGCAGCAGCAGCAGCAGCAGGUUUCCUUCAGGUCCUCCUCCAGCAGCAGCAGCAGCAUCAACAUCAGCAUCCAUCACAUCCAACGUCCAGAGAACUUGAGACCCUGAGAUCCUGAGAUCCUGAGACCCACCAUGGUCGUCUCCACGUUCCUCCGUCCCUGUGUCCUCCUGCUCUUCACCGCUGGGAUUCUACUGAUGUCCAUCUCCUCCGCUCAGAGUAUCAGAGUGAGAAGACAGAAUAUGAAGGUCCGGAUCAAUGCCACCGGUGACACCAUCGUUCUGAAGUUCGUCAAACCCAACCCCGACACCAAGCUGGAAGGCUACAUCCUGGGUUACGGUUCCAGCAUGUUCUCCAAGCAGUUCAUUCAGCUGCCCGAGAACGGAAAACCCUACGAGACAGAGAUCGAUGCUGAACCGAAGUACCUGGUUGCCGUCCAGCCAAUCCCAACCAACGACGUCAAGAAGCAAUGCACAGGCAAGGUGAACCUCGACAAGCCUCUUCACCUGGUGGUCGGCUCGGUCACGCCCACCUCGGUGCUCCUGUCCUGGGGGACGUUUGUGAAGACCCCGUAUGAAGGAGACAUUAUGAGCGAUUGCCUCGAGGACGGGUACUACACAAUCCGCUACAGAGAAAGGAACAGGAAAUGGAUCUAUCAGACCUGCCCCACCAGCGACACCGUCAUCGACAACCUGAAGCCCAACACGCCCUACGAGUUCGGAGUGAGAUCCAACAAAGACGACCGCGGCGGCGUCUGGAGCAAACCCGUCAUCCACAACACCAACAUGGGAGACAAAAGCCUGCAGAAACCCUACAAACCCAACCGGACCCCCAUCGCCAAGCCUGUGAAGCCCAUCAUGCCGGGACACCGCGCCAUCUUUCCUCCCCGGCUCGCUCUGCACAACAUGACUCAGCCCAGACGCCCCACCCUGAACUCAAACUCCGCCUUUCCUGGAGCUCCAAAGACGUCUUUUGCGCCUCCUCUGGCCCGUCAGGAAACUGCGAUCACUCCUUCCUCCAAUGAGUCCAAAUGGCCUCAGAUUCUUCGCUUGGACUCAGACAGCCAUGCUAGAAAUGUCUCCUCUGUGGCGGGCGGGAAUUCUCCUGCCCUCCCCUUUCUCCUGUCCUCCACCCGAGCCCCUCGUGAUACCACAACAACCACCUCCACCACCACUACUACUGCCACCACAACCACCACCACCACCACAACUACUUCCUCCACCACCACCUCCGCUCAGUCCCCCUCAGACGGCGACCUGAAGCGCGGCCUCUCCCAGACCAAGGCAGCUAAUGCCACUCACAAGCCUCAUAGUUCACCUGGCAAAACGUUUGUGAGACACCCAAGCUUGUCUGUUCCACCCAAAUCCUUCGAUUCAGUUGUAGCAGCGAUUGGCAGAAACCAGACGUCCGCCGGCCGAAACCCUUUCUCUCCCUUCUUUAACGGCAUGCGGUCCCCUUCUUUCCCCAGGGCCAACGACUCGUCCAGCCGAUACGGGGUGAACGGAGAGCAUCAUAAAGGAUUCUCUUUUCCCAAACCAGUCAUGUGGUCCAGAACCAGAAUGGUGAAUAACUCCUUAUCUGAGGAUUUAUCUCCGGAGACUCACCACGACGCCGGACGCUCGCGGGCUCCGGCUGAGGAGCGGUUUUAUGGCUCUCCGGCCCGACCCCCUUUCUCCCCUAAUAAGAAGAUCAAUGUGGUGGGAAAACCAACUGUUCUCGACAAGACGAUUGACCUGAGGCAAGCCACGGUCGUGAAGCCCAAAGCUCCUCCUGCGCCGGUUAAGCCGACCAAACCCAGAACGACGCCUUCCCCUCUGAACGCAACGCGGUUUGAAACGUGGGAGAACUCUUCAGCGUUCAGCUCUGUUCCAGCUUCCAAAAUUGAUGCCAUGGGAAAAGAGCGCUUCAUUGCUCCUCAUGUGGUUUAUAAGACGGAUAAGAAGCCAGACGAGCCGUGCUCCAUCACAACGUCUCUCAGCUACUUCCCUGAAGACGAGGCUGUGGAGACCAACAUCACCAGUCCCCCUCGCACGGCUCCGUCCAACCUCACAGUGGUGACCGUGGAAGGAUGUCCCUCCUUCAUCAUCCUCGACUGGGAGAAGCCUGAUAACGAGACCACAGAAUAUGAGGUCAUCUCCACAACAAAAGGACCCGAUGGUGAAAAAGUGUCGAUCCUGACCACCAACCAAACACACACUGCAGUGGAGAACCUCAAACCAGAGAGCAGUUACGAGUUCAAGGUCAAGCCGAAGAACGAACUCGGAGAGGGACCAUCCAGUGAACCAGUGUCCUUCAGCACAGAGUCUGCGGAUCCCAGAGUGAGCGAGAACGUUUCAGGUAAGGAUGCCAUCUGGACGCAGUUCCCUUUCAAGACCGACUCGCACUCUGAGUGCAACGGUAAGCAGUAUGUGAAGAGGACGUGGUACCGCAAGUUCGUCGGCAUCCAGCUUUGCAACUCGCUGAGAUACAAGAUCUACCUAAGCGACUCUCUCAAUGGUAAAUUCUACAAUAUCGGGGAUCAGACGGGUCACGGAGAAGACCACUGUCAGUUUGUGGACUCAUUCUUGGACGGAAGAACUGGAACACAGCAGCCUGCAGACCAGCUCCCAGCCAGGACAGGUUUCUACAGAGCUGUGAGGCAAGAGCCAGUUCAUUUCGGCCCGAUAGGCGGAAACUCCCACAUCACUUACGUGGCGUGGUACGAGUGCGGCACACCCAUCCCAGGCAAAUGGUAGGAUGCAGAAUCCUGAAGCGCAGCUGUCAUUGGCUGGGGAAGGUCACAUGCUGUUUUUUUUUUCUUAUUUUUAUUUCGUCUGGUCUGGUUGUUUUUUUUUUGUUUUUUUUCUUGUUCCACCAAUGGCUUGGUGUCGUGUGAUACCUCAACUUCCCGCAACUUCAGCAAGUCCGAACCGUGUAUAAUAGUGUACAGGAUCAAAGAGUCAGGGACUUUUAAUGAGUGCAUUUGUGUUAUGUAUUAACCAACCGUGCCUCGCUGUUUUAUUUAUCAUUACUAAGUACGAGUUUUUUUAAGGGCGAAACGAGAAACGAGAAGCGGAAAAAAACGAGAACGAAAAACCGGAGAACUUUUUUUUUUUUUUUUUUUUUUUUUUUUUCAGAUACCUUGAAGUUACGAACAUAUUACAGAAAAAGACGUACGUUAUUUUUCUUUGCUUUAAGUACUGGGAAGCUGGCUCCCAGAAAGUAUUUUGUCGUUUUUGUUUUAAUAUUAUUUAUCACAGUUCAUGGUGCCUUGUGUUUGUUGGCUUGCCGGGGAGCGAGUGGCGUCUGGAUUUUAGAGUUCAGAAUAAUUCAGUUUAACUUCAGGUCUCUUCAGGCGAAUUCAUGUACAGUAGGGCUGCACGAUAUAUAGAAGAAGUAGAUACACAGCGCUGUCUCUGUGUCUGUGUGAGUGACAGGCUGCUGCUGCCUGAGAAAUGCAAGGGAGAGGGGGAGGGGAAAUUGGCGUAAACACAAGGUAACCGCACGCAUGGCCUCCAUCAUCCACAUGGUUGGGCACGUGCUCGUAAACGUGCAUGUGCACGUGUGGAAAGCUGUGCUCCUCAGUCCAGCACAGUUUUGCUGAAAUACAGAUAUUUCCAGUUACAGUUGAAUUCAAACUUUUAAUCCCAGAAAAACUCUUAAAAAUUCUUAUUUACCUUUUAAAAAGCCAUUUAAAUGCUGAUUAAAGGAUCGAUUACUGUUGUUUUGCUGUUUUCUCGGGUUUUGAGUUGAGCUCGGCGCUGACUCAGCUCUUGAUUGGUCCAGGCGUGAGACACAGUGCGAAUGGGAGACACAGUGCGAAUGGGGGCGGGGCUGGUGACGUCGUGGUCCCUGCAUUGUUUAAUAUCGUGAUAUAUAUCGUCAAAAAAUCCAAUAUCGUGCAGCUCUAGUGUACAGUCUGAAACAAUGUGUUGGGUUCUCACUCUCUGAAUUCGAAGUGAUUUUCGAUGGGAUUUUGAUAGGAUGCAACAAGUGUUCGUGUUUACAACAGAAUAGUGAGAAAAUAUGUACAUUUAUUCAUCCAUUCAUUUCAAUGCUCACUCAACCCAUUCACUUAUUCAUUCACUCAUUCAUUCACACAUUUACUCACACACAUUCUACUCAUAAUGAAGCAGAAAGAAACCCUCAGUCGUUUUCUACCGCGUUUAUCGUCCUCCUUCGUAAGCCCUGCUAUACCAGGUGGGACCUUACACUUGCAAUUUGCACAGCAUAAAUAUAUUUAUAUGUAUAUGGAGAGAAAGUAUUUUUUGUUUCAGUAAAAUGUGUAUGCAAGAAAAAAAAAAAAAAGGUCUCUCUUCAAACUCGAGAUCCACUGAAAGCAACAGAAAGUUUCGUUUGGUUCUGUUUUUUUGUUGUUUUUUUACAGUGUUUUCUAGUAUGUUUUGGGAAGUAUGUUUUGUACAGUUAUUCUCUGCCUUAUUCUCCCAGACAGAGGAAAAUUACUCAAUAAAUAUAUAUUAUGGAGCUGUUUGUAAGAUGAAAUUACUGUUUGUUCUGGACGCAAACCGUCCUUUUUCAUAUGUAUUUUUUUGCCAUAAUAAAAUGAUGAUUCCCUUUUUUAAUAAAA
This is a messenger RNA of Astyanax mexicanus (Mexican tetra), 4661 nucleotides long. It is a transcript of the gene abi3bpb, whose product is annotated as ABI family, member 3 (NESH) binding protein b. The transcript is spliced from 23 exons. The coding region runs from base 229 to 2829 and encodes 866 amino acids. Gene Ontology annotation, molecular function: protein binding. The record is from RefSeq and is a predicted model, not a curated record. Gene Ontology annotation, biological process: positive regulation of cell-substrate adhesion; extracellular matrix organization. NCBI's taxonomy places the organism in Eukaryota, Metazoa, Chordata, Actinopteri, Characiformes, Acestrorhamphidae.